AUGGUAUCAAAUUUAAUACCUACAGAAAUCAAUAUUGAUAUGUCUCAAAUGCAGUACAACGACGAGGAAGAUAUGGGUAAAACGGCCCAUCACAAUAUCACUGUGGAACUGAAAGAGAUUGCAUGUUCUCCAAUCCCAACCAACAUCUGUUCUCAUGGAAUAGAACAUUUCCGGAAACUUACCGAGAAAAAGAAUGAAGAACUCGAAGAUAUCGUCGAGAAGCUAGAAGCAUCUCGUGGUUAUGACUCAGAACGUAUAAAAAAACGUCUGGAAAAAAUAGGACAACAUCAUGGCUAUAACAAAUCACAAAUGACGAAAAUGUUGGAGAAACUCAACGAAGCAGAUCUGUAUGCGAUACUACACUAUGCAACUACUUUCAACAACGUUCCCUUCUGUAAAAUUAUCAUCGAAGAUUAUGGUUGCUACGUCAAUUUGGUUGGUUGGGACGGCGAAACUCCGUUGCAUAUUGCUGCUCGCUUAACCGAUAUCAAUAAGCCAGAUCAAACUGCGGACUCUUCUAUUUUACUGUACCUGUUAAGUCAAAAGAAGAUCAACAUAAAUAUUCAAGACAGUGAAGGACGAACACCAUUACAUCUUGCUAUCAUGUACAACUGUUAUCAUAAUACACAAUAUCUUAUAUCGGCUGGCGUUAAACGUGACGUUGGUGAUAUUCAAAAGGCCACUCCUCUCCAUUACGCUUGUCGUUUUCAUCAGAAUACUGAUACAAUUGGAUUGUUCUUAGAUGAACCGGAAUUAUUCGAAUGUAAAACAGGAAAUAACAAGAGACCUAUUGAUACCGCAGCCGAAUAUGGCAAUCUCGAUAUUCUCCAACAUCUUUUUGAAACUCAACAAAUCAAACAGCCCGAUGCUACGAAAGGUACAGCAGAACUAAUCAACGCCGCUGUUUGCCAUCAGGAAAAUACAGCUCUAUCCUUUUUGAAAAGACAACAGGACCAUGUACGUCAUCAUCUCAAUACACUACAUUUGGCUUGUCGUCAAUUACAUGGACAUAAAAUGGUUUCUCACCUUAUAAAUAGAGCAAGUAUAAUGUAUCAAGAUAGACAAACUGGCUGUAGCCCGUUAAUGGUUGCUGUUCAACAUAAGCAAAUUAAAUGUGUGCAAGAAUUACUUAGUGAUAAAGCUUGUACGAAGGAAGCAAUUGAAUUAGUUAGUUCCGUUACUUUACGCACUGUAUUUCAUAUUUGUGCAGAAGUCAAUAAAAAAGAAAUAACAACGGAACUAUGUCAAUCUCGUUAUUUGUCCAUUUUACUGGUACUCGCUGCCGAUAUAUCGGGUGACACACCUCUUCAUAUUUGUGCUAAAGUUGGCAAUGCGCACAUGAGUCAAAUAUUGCUAGAUUAUAUCAAAAACAUCUCUUCUCCCGUGGAGACUAUUUCAAACACAACACAAUAUCGAAGUAUGACUAAUCUAGAUACUAAUGGUCAAGUGCCAUCGAAACCAUCAGCUAGCAAAACGACCACUACUAAUAAGCAAAUGUCCACAAAUAAACACGUUUACAAAAUUCUGAACAAAAAGAAUAAGGACAAACACACACCACUUCAUGUAGCUAUUUAUAACGAAAAUCUGAAUGUUAUUCACGAAAUACUCGAGUAUUCUGAUCCAUCAGUGAUCAAUGCAUGCGACGAUCAGAAGCGCACAAGUUUGCAUAUGGCUGCAGAAAAAGGUCAUGUUGAUAUUAUCAAGGAACUUAUUCAACAUCAAGCUAAUGUUAAUGCGUGUGACAUAAAUGACUGCACACCAUUGCAUGAUGCAGCACGAUCUAGUAUUCAUCAGAAUGAUAACAAGGAACGAGCCGAAUGCAUUGAAAGUCUCGUGAAUGAAGGCGAGGCCGAUAUCAACGCUAUAAAUAUUCGCCGAGAGACACCUUUGCAUAUUGCAUCCGAGUAUGGUUCGAAGAAAUUGAUCAAACGUUUGCGCAAACUUGGCGCCGAUCUUUUUGCAACCAAUGUUCAAGGUUACAACUGUCUCGAAGUGGCCAUCGAGCAAAACAACGAAGAAGUUGUACGAUAUUUCAUUGAUGACGAAAGUGGGUUCGAUUUAAUGCGCAACGCACAGACUCACGAAAAAAAAAGCAGUUGGCGUUCCAAGUUAUUCGGUAUCCAAUGUGAAGUCGAUACGCCAAUGCGCAAACUCAUUCGUGAGAUGCCUAAAAUGGCUUUGCUCAUGCUCAACAAAUGUUCAAUCAUGGUUGGUGAUAGUGGAACAAACGUACAUAAAAUAAUUUUCGUUUAUGAAUUUCUGGAAGAUCAAUACACUAUCAAUGAUUGGGAGGAAGAUAACUUUGGCGUUCAGAAAAAAUCAGAAGAAUUGAUGAGUGCAUUAUAUACUACCAAUAAGGUCGAUCUCAAAAUUUGGAGUUGUUCAACAUUAUUACAUACAGCACGAAUGUUUUUUGAAAUGAUGUCACUGAAAUUUCAUGCAUAUAAAUUAACAAAUGCUGUACCAAUUCUUGAUCCAAUUUGUUUUGGUUUAUUCUUCUUAUUUAUUGUAUUGAUCUGUAUAAGAUGGGAAACAUUACAUGAUGUAGAAUCCUUUGAGCUCAGCUACGAACAAUUGCGUGAAAAAUAUUCCAAUCCAUUUGAACAUUUUCCUGAUAAAAUAAAUCACUUAUUAAAUGCACUCAAUUGA
Messenger RNA from Adineta steineri, 2649 nucleotides. NCBI's taxonomy places the organism in Eukaryota, Metazoa, Rotifera, Eurotatoria, Adinetida, Adinetidae. The record is from the annotation of a GenBank genome assembly.